Marmota monax (woodchuck) is the source of this 6390-nucleotide messenger RNA. It is a transcript of the gene Cnksr2, whose product is annotated as connector enhancer of kinase suppressor of Ras 2. The transcript has 21 exons. Gene Ontology annotation, cellular component: cytoplasm; membrane. NCBI's taxonomy places the organism in Eukaryota, Metazoa, Chordata, Mammalia, Rodentia, Sciuridae. The record is from RefSeq and is a predicted model, not a curated record. Gene Ontology annotation, molecular function: protein binding. Bases 439 to 3135 code for a protein of 898 amino acids. Gene Ontology annotation, biological process: regulation of signal transduction.
GGCAGGAGGCCCCUCGUCAUUUCCGCCAGGCAGCUCGUCGUGUCGGGGGCUUCACUCCCGCGCGCGAGGCGAGCGGGCAAGUUGGCUGCGGACGUGCGGCAGCGGUUCCUUCCCUCAACCCCGCGACUCUUGGCAGCGCAAACCAUGAACUGAAGCCCCGCCGGGACGGAGACCGGAGCGGAGCGGCGGAAGCGGCAGCUACGGCAGCCGCCUCAGCUGGGACUGAGCAGACCCGGCGCGGAGCCGCCACCCCGGCGCGUUUUCCUCCCAGUUGCCGGCUAAGAGAAAUUGCAGCCUCCAGACCCGACACACAAAAGCCGCUUUCUUCGUGCCACUGACACUGGGAGGCUGCGGCGGACCCCACCUGAGGGCGGCUCAGGUUGCUGACUUCGUUUUGUCCCUGAGCUUCGCGCCCCACGCGGAACCAACCCUGUGCCCAUGGCUCUGAUAAUGGAACCUGUGAGCAAAUGGUCUCCGAGUCAAGUAGUGGACUGGAUGAAAGGUCUUGAUGACUGUUUGCAGCAGUAUAUUAAGAACUUUGAGAGGGAGAAAAUCAGUGGGGACCAGCUGCUACGCAUUACACAUCAGGAGCUAGAAGAUCUGGGAGUCAGCCGCAUUGGCCAUCAGGAACUGAUCUUGGAAGCAGUUGACCUUUUGUGUGCACUGAAUUAUGGCUUGGAAACAGAAAAUCUAAAAACCCUUUCUCACAAGUUGAAUGCAUCUGCCAAAAAUCUACAGAACUUUAUAACAGGAAGGAGAAGGAGUGGUCAUUAUGAUGGAAGGACCAGCCGAAAAUUGCCAAAUGACUUUCUGACCUCUGUUGUGGAUCUGAUUGGAGCAGCCAAGAGUCUGCUUGCCUGGUUGGACAGGUCACCAUUUGCUGCUGUGACAGACUAUUCAGUUACAAGGAACAAUGUCAUACAGCUCUGCUUGGAAUUAACAACAAUUGUGCAACAGGAUUGUACUGUAUAUGAAACAGAGAAUAAAAUUCUUCAUGUGUGUAAAACUCUUUCUGGAGUCUGUGACCACAUCAUCUCCCUAUCAUCUGAUCCUCUAGUUUCACAGUCUGCUCACCUGGAAGUGAUUCAGCUGGCAAACAUCAAACCAAGUGAAGGGCUGGGUAUGUAUAUUAAAUCAACAUAUGAUGGCCUCCAUGUAAUUACUGGAACCACGGAAAAUUCACCGGCAGAUCGGUGUAAGAAAAUCCAUGCUGGCGAUGAAGUGAUUCAAGUUAAUCAUCAGACUGUGGUGGGGUGGCAGUUGAAAAAUUUGGUGAAUGCACUACGAGAGGACCCGAGUGGUGUUAUCUUAACUUUGAAAAAGCGACCUCAGAGCAUGCUUACCUCAGCACCAGCUUUACUGAAAAAUAUGAGAUGGAAGCCCCUUGCUCUGCAGCCUCUUAUACCUAGAAGUCCCACAAGCAGUGUUGCCACGCCUUCCAGCACCAUCAGUACCCCCACCAAGAGAGACAGUUCUGCCCUCCAGGAUCUCUACAUUCCCCCUCCACCUGCAGAACCAUAUAUUCCCAGGGAUGAAAAAGGAAACCUUCCUUGUGAAGAUCUCAGAGGACAUAUGGUGGGCAAGCCAGUGCAUAAAGGAUCUGAAUCACCAAAUUCAUUUCUGGAUCAGGAAUACCGAAAGAGGUUUAACAUUGUUGAAGAAGAUACUGUCUUGUAUUGCUAUGAAUAUGAAAAAGGAAGAUCAAGUAGUCAAGGAAGACGAGAAAGCACUCCAACUUAUGGCAAGCUACGACCUAUAUCUAUGCCAGUGGAAUAUAAUUGGGUGGGGGACUAUGAAGAUCCAAAUAAGAUGAAGAGAGAUAGUAGAAGAGAAAACUCUCUACUUCGAUACAUGAGCAAUGAAAAAAUUGCUCAAGAAGAAUACAUGUUUCAGAGAAACAGCAAAAAAGAUACAGGGAAGAAGUCAAAAAAGAAGGGUGAUAAGAGCAGUAGCCCAACUCACUAUUCGUUGCUACCUAGUUUACAAAUGGAUGCAUUAAGACAAGACAUCAUGGGCACACCUGUGCCAGAGACCACACUGUACCAUACAUUUCAGCAGUCCUCUCUGCAGCACAAAUCAAAGAAGAAAAACAAAGGUCCUAUAGCAGGCAAGAGCAAAAGACGGAUUUCUUGCAAGGAUCUGGGUCGUGGUGACUGUGAGGGCUGGCUUUGGAAAAAGAAAGAUGCAAAGAGUUAUUUUUCACAGAAAUGGAAGAAAUAUUGGUUUGUCCUCAAGGAUGCAUCCCUAUACUGGUAUAUUAAUGAAGAGGAUGAAAAAGCAGAAGGAUUCAUCAGUCUGCCUGAAUUUAAAAUUGAUAGAGCCAGUGAAUGUCGCAAGAAAUAUGCAUUCAAAGCCUGUCAUCCUAAAAUCAAAAGCUUUUAUUUUGCUGCUGAACAUCUUGAUGAUAUGAACAGGUGGCUUAACAGAAUUAAUAUGCUGACUGCAGGAUAUGCAGAAAGAGAGAGGAUUAAGCAAGAACAAGAUUACUGGAGUGAGAGUGACAAGGAAGAAGCAGAUACUCCAUCAACACCAAAACAAGACAGUCCUCCACCACCCUAUGACACAUACCCACGGCCUCCUUCUAUGAGUUGUGCCAGUCCUUAUGUGGAAGCAAAACACAGCCGGCUUUCCUCCACGGAGACCUCUCAGUCUCAGUCUUCUCAUGAGGAGUUUCGCCAGGAGGUAACUGGGAGCAGUGCAGUGUCCCCCAUUCGCAAGACAGCCAGUCAGCGCCGCUCCUGGCAGGAUUUAAUUGAGACACCACUAACAAGUUCAGGCUUACACUAUCUUCAGACUCUGCCCCUGGAGGAUUCUGUCUUCUCUGAUUCUGCAGCCAUCUCCCCUGAGCACAGGCGGCAAUCCACCCUUCCAACUCAGAAGUGCCACCUACAGGAUCACUAUGGGCCAUACCCCUUGGCCGAGAGUGAGAGGAUGCAAGUGCUAAAUGGCAAUGGGGGCAAGCCUCGAAGUUUUACUCUGCCUCGAGAUAGUGGGUUCAACCACUGCUGUCUGAAUGCUCCGGUUAGUGCCUGUGACACACAGGAUGAUGUGCAACCCCCAGAGGUGGAGGAAGAGGAGGAAGAAGAGGAGGAAGAAGGGGAAGCAGCAGGGGAAAACAUAGGAGAAAAAAGCUAAUACACUGCGAGAGUUGGUAGAACCUCUCCAUGCCAAAUCGGAUCCACUUCUGUUGGCACUCAACCCAUUGGACUCACAGAUUGAUAAGCUAAUGUUUAGAGAAUUUAGAUCGGAGAGAGUCGGCACGGCGCAGACUCAACAUCAACCUCUUGCAAGCAACUAAAAUGGCCUCAUCCUUGCUGUUUAUAACAGAAAACAGACUUGUAAAAAGCUUAGAUCAUCAAGUGUUUUUGGAUUGGGGGCCUUUCUACAGGGAUAUUAAGAGGGGCAGGCCACUCUUAAGAAGAAUUCGAGCUAUCUACAGUGGGACUAGCAUAAGAUCAAAGCCAAUCAAGAUGGAGCACAGUAAGAGAAAACUGCCCUUUCUGUGGGAGAACAGAAGGGGAAAGGGUCUUGACUGGGGAAGGGCUCUGUGUGGUGACACCUCAGUUGUAUUCUCCUGACACCAGGAAAUGAGAGGGAUCAGCUCCAAUAACUAGAAAAUCCUGGCUGUUUAAUGGACUCUUCGGUGGCUUCUUUAAGGCAAAGCAGAGGAAACAAAUUCUGUAUUAAGUGUAUUUUGCAUUUUUAAAACUUGACGUGCUGUAUUGUACUAAAUUAAGUGUAAUCUAUUAAGGCAAGGUAUACACAACUUGCUCUGAAACUUAAUAUGUUUAUUCUAUUAUAAAAUGUAUUCAGGUGCAACACAGAGACUGCUUUUAGUGACACUAAUGAAGGAAAUUACUUAUACAAGGCUUUAUUAGACUCCUCAGCUAAAAUCCUAACUUUCUCCUUAUUUCUUGGCACUUGUAUACAAGUGGUAUUGCCUCUUAGGACAGGCAUGAGCUAUUCUAUUCUGUAAAAUAUUCCAAAUCUAUAGGCUGUGGUUUUCAUUUUUGAAAAGUAUUUUGUCUGGAUGUCUUUCAAACUAGCUUCAGAUAUUAUUUCAUAUAAUGUAACUGGGACCCCUAUGGCUCAAUAGUGCUUAUUUUUCUUGUGGUGAAUGUGAAAUUUACUUUAGUUGGAUAGAUACACUGUAAUGAUUUCAAUGCUAAUUAAUGGAUAAUUCAUACUGUGCAAUGAACAGAAAUUUAACAUUGUAUUUUGAAAUGUUUUUUUUUUCUUCCUGUUGCUACAGUGUGUGGUAUUGCAUAAUGUGAAUACCUGUAAAAAUAUAAAUUACUUAAAAAUAAAAAUAUGACCAGUUGGUAUCAGAUAUCUUUUUAGAUAGCUAAAUAAUUUGCUAAGUAUGCUUGAUAGUAAAUAUCUUUCUAAAAAGAAGUAAUCUAUGCUUCUUUCUCACAAAUGGAAUUUGUGUUGUGAAUAAAAUCACAUUGAUCUGCCUUACAAUUGCCUCUGUGCUCUAACCAUUUUAACGUGUUUUUAAAAAAGAUGGUUCUGGUAUGUAGAAUUCCAUCAAAAAGCAUUUUAUUGGCAUUUAAUAUUAAUGGAAUUGUUUUGGGUCAUUUUCCCUGUUUAAGUCAUAGUAAAAUUUUAUGAUCUGAAGAAUUUUAGUUUUUUCUCAUUAAGGAAUUUGGUGACUUUACCUUAAUUUUCAAAUAUAAUCAUCCCUUAGCUUGAGUUUUUAACUGUCCCAAUUAUGAAUUCCUGCCUAAGAGUGAGGCACCUUGACCUCCAUGUCUAUUGUUUAAAUUUUCUAAAUUCUGUGGAUAAAUCUAGACUGCCAUUUAUGCUUAUGAUUGUCCUUCAAAGAAUCUUCCCUUCUUUGGGUCAAUAAAUCAAUACUAAAGAUAUCAUGGUUUUGCCAUCUGAACUAUUUGUCAUAAAAUCUAUUGUAAUACCCUAAAAAUUUGACCAAGACAUAUUUGUUAUUAAACCACAGAAUUUGGCAGAAAUUCAGAGAAAGAAGUGUAGAAUAUAAUCUAGCUCUGAUUGUUUCCUCACAUCUGUAUGGAAGUAAUCUUUAGUGAUACACCAGAAUUGACAGACAUGAACACAGGCCAUACUUGAUUUUUGUGAAAUGUAUUAUCAUUCUUACAAGUAUGGUCUGUACCCAUUCUAAAAAAAAAACACUUAGCAAUGUUGGUAGAGUCACUCAAACUGUCCUUUUAAAAGAAGGGAUUUUUCACUAAAAUCAGUUUUUCCAUCAGAGAAAUUGUUACCAAAUAGUAAUGGUUUGGUAUUGUUAUUUUGCCUAAAAGAAAAUAAAUACAUGACUUCUAAUUGUGAAAUGGGUAAUUGAUUACAGAGGGAGAACUAAAAGCUAGAUUUUAAAAUCUUACACUUUUUUUCAGAUAUAACAAAUUGCCCUCCCUUCUCCAUGGUUAUACAGUGCUAGGCAUAGCUAGUUGAAUUAUAUAAAAGCAUGAAUUAAGAGAGCUAGCAUUUAGUUAUACAACAAUUCAAAUUACAGUGUAAACCCUUCAAUAGUUAAUCAUCUUCAUCAUAAAACCUACAAAGACAUUAAAUCCAUUUAAAUUUUAAUUGUCACCUUACACAUAAAUAAGUUAUUCUUUGUAGCAUGCUACUGAAUUAAUAUCCAUAUAAAAUAUUCCUGUGGUCUCAAUGCAAAUGCUAAUCGCCCUUUGUGACAAGAAUAGUGUUCUGCAUACUUGAUAUCAUUAGCCUGGAAGACUUAAAGUACUCUGUGGUUACAACCACAGAGUUGUAACAAAUGCCUCUCAGAUUUGACUGGUGACUAAUACUACUAUGUCCAGCCUUCUCUCCCAUUUGUGAUUUAACCUUUCCCAACCUUCUGUGCUCAUUACACAGCUGUGUUGUAGAAAAAAAAAACUGUUUUCCACGAGGACAUCAUUGUCCAAUUUUAAAAGAGCACAAUUCCCUUCUGAAUCAUAUACUAGAAACCAUUAACCAUUGUUGGUUUAGUUCCUCAAGAGCCCAAUUAGUAUGCUUAUGGUUUCAUUUUCAUAUUUUACUCUCCUUCAACAUUGCCAUUGCAGGGGCAGGGAAAUUGAGAGGAUACCAGAGUGAAAUUUUGGGUCACUAAAGUUUUAUUUUUAUUUCUCUCUCCUUAAUUUUCACCAGAGAAACAGGAACAAUAUUACACAAUAGGCCUUCCUAAUAAUUACAUAGUGACCAAAUAGGCUACAUUCUUUGGAGUACUUUGUAUAUAAAGAAAACCAUCACUCCAUUUGAAUUUGUUUAGUGCACAAAGCACUGUGCCAGAUAGAGAAUGGGAAGUUAAAACAUGAAUGACACAAAUUUCACUCAUGGGAAAAUCAUACAAAUAUAGGUCUCUGGAAAAGAGUGUUAUACAGGGUUCUAUUGAAGCACAGGAAGAAAAUCUUUGGAAUU